Molecule: messenger RNA, 4117 nt
Organism: Chiloscyllium plagiosum (whitespotted bambooshark)
Lineage: Eukaryota; Metazoa; Chordata; Chondrichthyes; Orectolobiformes; Hemiscylliidae
Source: RefSeq, a predicted model, not a curated record
CCGGGGCCGUUGGCCGUGACGUCAGUUCCGGCCUAGCGGCUCGAGACGAGGGCGCUGAGCUCGAGCAAAAACAAGAGGCGGAAAAAUAAAAUAUCCCUCGAUGCAAACCAGCGGCUUUGGACGUUUUGAAAGGAAACAAAAAAUCUGCAGCAAAUCGGAUCACUUUAGUAGCUAGCGGUAUCUGCUUUUUUUUUCCCGGCUUUAAAAAAAAAAUUGUGCGGCGGAUCCUCUAAAAGCCAGAGAAAAAAAAAUGUCGGCACAGGCCCAAAUGCGAGCUAUGCUCGACCAGCUCAUGGGGACAUCCAGGGACGUGAGUGCUGAAGACAUCGGGGGUAAAUGGCUUGGAGAGGAGUUACCAACGGUAUGAGGGAACUAAAUUAACACAUACAGCUGAAGUGGUUCAGUGUAUCUUUGCCUGCCUACUUCAAUCUGCAAGGGAUUUACAGAAACACCCCGCGUUCAUCGAGCCGAGCUCACCUGAUACACGGUCUAUGUUUGGGUCACUACAACACAUCAUCUGUAGGGUAGGGUGAUGCAACUGCAAAAAUUAUAUUUGUGAAGAUUUGCAUUAUGUUUGACGUGUGAUCUUAAUGGAGCUUACGUUAUAUCCCGUGUAUUUUUUGUAACUGCAUCCUAAAUUUUGUCACUUGCGCACAUGGAUCUAGAAUUAACAAGUUAACUGCUUUGGAGUAGCUUAGACCAAGUGAACGCACUGCACUUGCAAUGUAAUUGAAGUUUUAAAAUUCUGGACAGUGCUUUUUUUAAUGUAUUUAUAACUCGUCUUAUGAGUGGUGUUUUGAUCUUUUUUUAAUUUUUUUUAGUUUUAUGUGAUUUCAAUGUGUUUUUCUCCUGUCCGUUAUCGCUCACAUAUAUAAUGGCUCCAGUGCAGCUAGAUGAAAGAAGUACGUGGGCAGGUGUAUAAAGUGGGUUCGAAUCAGGAGAUGCCAGUCGGCAGAGAAUCAGAUUUACUGACGAUCGGGUCUGCAAGAGUCAUCUCCUGAGCUGCUGCCCACAUGAUAUACUUUCUGGAACGAGAAUGGACCUUGGAGAGUGCACAAAAGUUCAUGAUCUAGCACUGAGAGCAGACUAUGAAAUUGCCUCCAAAUUAAAGGACCACUUUUUUGAAAUGGAUGCCAUGGAUCAUCUGCAGUCAUUCAUCACAGACUGUGACAGAAGAACAGAAAUUGCAAAAAAACGUUUGGCAGAAACCCAAGAAGAAAUCAGUGCAGAGGUGGCAGCAAAGGCUGAGCGAGUUCAUGAACUUAAUGAGGAAAUCGGGAAACUGCUUGCCAAAGCAGAACAGUUGGGAGCUGAAGGAAAUGUUGAAGAAUCCCAAAAGGUCAUGGAGGAAGUUGAGAAGGCACGAGCUAAGAAGAGGGAAGCUGAGGGGGACACCAUUGCUUCUCCUUCCUCCAGUGCAUUCUGGGAGGUUUAUCGAAAUUCCAUGCCAGCCUCCAGCUUCCAGCAGCAAAAACUGCGAGUCUGUGAGGUGUGCUCGGCAUACUUGGGUCUUCAUGAUAAUGAUCGACGCCUUGCAGACCACUUUGGUGGCAAACUUCACCUGGGAUUCAUUGAAAUUAGAGAGAAACUGGAAGAACUACAGAAACUUGUUGCUGAGAAACAGGAGAAAAGAACUCAAGAGCGUCUGAAACGGCGAGAGGAGCGAGAAAAGGAGGAAAGAAUGAAAAGAAGGACCAGAUCUCGCAGCAGGGAUCGUAAAAGAUCAAGAUCAAGGGAACGCCGUCGACAUCGAUCCAGGUCUGCAUCCCAUGAUCGACGCAAACGUUCCCGCUCUCGAUCAAGGGACCGGCGUCGCCGACACAAGUCUCGAUCUGGAAGUAGAAGCAGGAGUCGUAGUCACCACCGCAGCAGGCAUAGCUCAAGAGACAGAGAGCGAGAGAGAGACCGGAGCAGAGAGAAAAGCUCCAAAAGAAAGUCACGAGACCGAGACAGAUCCAGAGACCGAGACAGAGAAAAAUCAAGGGAGAAGGAUCGCAGGGAGAAAAAGCGUUCCUAUGAGAGUGCUAAUGGAAAAUCAGAACACAGCUCUGAGGAACGCGAAGCAGGAGAAAUCUAACGGACAAAACAUUUUUGGAACUGGGGCAGACAAUGUCUUUCUGAUUGUUUAACUCAACUAGGGGAGCUCUUGUUUUGUUUUUGGACUUAGAAAAAAAUUCCAGCAGCUAGAUGACUGAUAACUUAAAAAAUAUUAGAUAGUUGAAAAUGUUCAGGAAGUUUUGUCAGUUUAACCAACUGGUUUUGAAGGCAGCAACUGGAGGUGCCUAGAAUGUACUGUGUGUGCAUGUACCAGUGCUGUAAUGCCACAAACAUUAGGGUGCCUCCUUCCAUUGGCACAAGGUUGCUCUUUUGUUUUGAAUAAUCAAAUAAUUUGUUUUGCAUUUUUUUAAAAUGUGGAUCUGCAACCCAUGGUAUUUUCUUUUCUGAAGUCUAAAUAAAAAGCAAUGGAUCUGGUAGCUUGGGGAGUUACUGCUUUGUCAGCAAGCAGUUUCUUAUUUGCUUGUUACUGUCAGUUGUGCUGGCUUGCACUUGUGAUAGUUUUUACUUCAGAAAUUUCUCUAAAAUCCAUAAUGUUUAUGCUUGUCAAAGUGUCAUUGACAUUGUUGAAAACAAUGAAAUUGUCAUGCAACUAUUUAGCAAAAUCCUUCAGAAUGUCUUGUGUCCAGGUAAGAGAAACAGUCCAAAGGUAACCUAGGCGUUUCUCUUCUCUCACCCAGAAGGAACUCUCCCCUCUCCCUCUGCAUCAUCUUCCCACAAAGUUGGCAUUGUUUGUUAAAUGUUAAUCUGACAGAACCUUGAUUUUUGUAUUCAGUUAUAGCCAGAAAAGCCCCCUUGGUUUGGUUGGAGAGAAAAAAAAGUUUUAUUUUAAUUAACUUAUAUGGUGGAAGCAAUUUGCUACCCAUUUGUUAAAUCACCAAAUAGGAUUCAUGAGGAAAAAUGCAACUGCUUCAAAUAAACCUGACCCUUCAUCACCUUCAUUUCACCAUCUCUGCCUUUCCAUUUAUAAAUAAAAUACAAAUUUGAUUUGGAAGAGUUUUGCCAAAGUAUAGAUCUGAACAUGCACCAAGAUAUUUUGGAAACCAGAAUCUUAAAUUGCCAAGUUUGUAUUUUGUCUAUAUGUGUAUCUUUUAGUAUAAUUAAAAGGGCUUGGUUUUAUUCUUGCAGUUGCAGUGGAAGUUCAGAUAGAAAGGGUCCAAAACUGGAGUUAAUGUGGUUUCAGUAGCUCUUUAGGACUGUGUCCAGAAACACCAUCUUAUUGGCUUUGUGUGCAUGUAAUCCUCAAAAAAAAACUUUAGCAUGUCUUCAGCACACUUCUGGAACACAAUACACAUCCUCUGUUAUUUUGGAUUUUUACUCAGAACGUUUUAUUUUUUGAUAGUGAAAUCAUGCCCGUAAAAUAAUUCGUGCUUAUUAUUCACACACACAUGGUUUAUUAUUUAUCCAAGGAACAGAAAACAAUUUUCCACACGUUAAAAACAACUUAUGGGUAUUGUUUUGUAGGAGUUGAGAACCCUGGAAUUUUCACAUGCUUGUGCAUACGUGGCAUACUCCAGGCAGCUUUAAGGUGUUGUCUGUGGCAGGCACUGGAGCGUCUCAGAUCUGAAAUAUACCAAUGUAUUCCAUGAUGAUUAUAUUGCUCGUUUUUGUUAGCCAAUUGUGGUCAUCUCACAAUUGUUGUGAUUUUAUUUUUUUAAAAAUGGUCAGCUUUACUUUGAGAAACUGACUUCUGUGCUAUCAUAGUCCAGUGUGAUGUUCCUUAGUAUCUAUAGUAGCAUUAUUUUUCUGCAUCAGAUACUUUGGUUACUAGCUGUUACACUGCUUGCCCCCGUCACUUACUAAGUUCUCAAUGGUCAUUUGGUCAGAGAUUUCUGAGUUUACAAUUUAAAACACAAAUAACAAGGUUUUAAUUUAGUCCCCUUUUAUCAUUUUUUCCUUACAUGACUUCUUGUCUAUACUUAUUAUUAAUUGAAAACAAUUGAAAUAAAUUUUCUGAAAACCAUUUAAUAAGAUUUUCAAACAAUUUAAGUUUUCCUGUGUUGUAUGAAAUUGUGAUGAAUACUUGUUUGCUACUUUGCAAUUAAAACAACCUGAUAUUGUC